Messenger RNA from Branchiostoma floridae (Florida lancelet), 1579 nucleotides. Its product is annotated as etoposide-induced protein 2.4 homolog. Gene Ontology annotation, cellular component: endoplasmic reticulum. Gene Ontology annotation, biological process: macroautophagy. NCBI's taxonomy places the organism in Eukaryota, Metazoa, Chordata, Leptocardii, Amphioxiformes, Branchiostomatidae. Bases 144 to 1154 code for a protein of 336 amino acids. The record is from RefSeq and is a predicted model, not a curated record. The transcript has 5 exons.
UGUAGACUAACAACAGCUCAUCUGACAGACGAAAGGAUCACAGAGACACUGAACUUGAAUCAAGGACAUUAUCCCCAUUGUGCUGUACAACCUAGCCUAAGCUGCCUGCAGUCCCAGUCUACUGCCCAGUGUGAGCAGCCUCCAUGGCGGACAGUUUCCAGGCUAUGGCGGCCCUGCUGCUGCAGGGACUGAAAGAUGCAGGAGCCGGAGUCUUCAUGGCUUACAGGGUGGACCAGGCAGCUGUGGAGCUGGAGAAGCGGAGACGGGAGGAGCUUCAGCACCAGCAGCAGACCAUCCUCGCCAAGCGGCGCGCCCAGCGCAUGCCGGAGGUCGUCCGACAGGACCGCCCGCGCAUCCUACACCGCAUCGUGCUGUGCUGCAGCUGGAACGCAGGUGUCUUCUGGCUCAGCAUCCUCAUCUUCUGGGAGGCGGUCCUACCGGCGCUGCGCUUCGUCACCGAGAACAUCUUCGGUGGCUCCCCGACCCACGGGCUGGUCUGGACGUGGAUCACGUUCUUCCUGUCGGCCAUCAUCUACCCCCUGUGGAUCGUUCCGCUCUUCUUACUCAGCAAGGUGGUGAACAGCCUCUGGUUCCAGGACAUCGCGGAUGCUGCGUACCGCAAGUCUCAUGGCCGGCCGGUUUACGCGCGAAAGAUCAGCCUGGGUAAGAUGAUCGCGGACCUGCUGUUCAGCGUGCUGAUGCAGUCACUGUUCCUCAUUCAGACCGAGGCUGUCAAGCUGAUCCCGAUCGCCGGGGUCGGCCAGGCCGCCAGCUUCGUACACUUGUCCCUCCUGUGUUCGCUGUACUCGUUCGAGUACAAGUGGUUCAACAUGGGGUGGGAGGUGCAGAAACGCGUCACGUACGUGGAGAACAAUUGGCUGUACUUCCUGGGGUUCGGGUUGCCUCUUGCCCUGCUGACGUCUUUACCGUCGUCCUUCCUAAUCAGCGGGUGUGUCUUCUCCAUCCUCUUCCCUCUCUUCAUCAUCGGAGGAAACGAGGCGAAACCGCCGACGCAGCAGUUUAGCUAUCCUCUCAGACUCUUCACCAUAGUCACAGUCAUUAGUAACAAAGUGUUCAAUGCGACUGUAGGUUACCGUAGUGUUGCAACAUCAGCCAAGCCCUCACCAAAACCCGAGAGGAAAGAAACGUCCUAAUGCUGGGUGAGAUGCCAGUAGCGUGUGUAAAUAAGCGUAGCUUGCAGAGAUUUAGAUGUGAUGAAAUAUGCUUGUAUUUUCUACAUGCAGUUGUUACCAUGUGGGCCAGGGUUAAACAAGUUUCAAGAAAAAUUCACUUGCUCUGUAGGGUAUGAGCAUUAAAAAAAUCUGCUGGCCUGAACCAACUUUUCACUGGCCUGAAAUUUAAAUGUUACGUGACCUAUUUCUCUUCAAUUUUACUUGCAGCAAGGAAAUCCUUGUUUUCAGUAAUAUAAGAUACCAAUGCUGGUAUCUAUUCAUGAAAAUGGAAAAAUAGUACUGGCCAAAUCAGGCAAGUACUUGUAAGGUUGGAAAUGCAUUUGCCUGAAUGGCACUUGUACAGUCCCCAGGCAUUUGAGCUACUGUAAUAGACUUGUCCAACCCUG